Messenger RNA from Rhagoletis pomonella (apple maggot), 1482 nucleotides. RefSeq names its product carboxypeptidase N subunit 2-like. NCBI's taxonomy places the organism in Eukaryota, Metazoa, Arthropoda, Insecta, Diptera, Tephritidae. Gene Ontology annotation, molecular function: protein binding. The transcript has a single exon. The record is from RefSeq and is a predicted model, not a curated record. The coding region runs from base 1 to 1482 and encodes 493 amino acids.
AUGUUCACUUUCACGCGUAUAAAAUUACUUUUACUGCUCUUACAAACACUCGAAAUUUUGGGGCAUCCGAACGUCAGUGAAUUCACCUACGAGACUUGCAAGCAGCUAAAUGCCACCGUCAACAUUACCUGUACCGAACUGGAUACGCACACCACCAUAGUAUUCAACAAUGAGGAUCACUUCAAAAUUUACGUCUCAAAGGACUACCAAAGCUUCACCAUUUCAUGCAUAGGCACAGCAGAGGACAUGUUGCAAAUUGUCGGCAAUCUACCCGAACUCUCGCUGGGCCGAAUACAAGACAUCACAAUCGACGGCUGUAUACCCUUCGACGAUAUAUUCCGGCGACUAGGCAUCAGCACGGGCACAAUGGUGAAGCUACAACGCGGCGUCACCAACACACCGCUCAAACGCAGCCACCUCACCAGCCUGGAUGGUGUCAUCGAAUUCGUACUAAGUGGCUUCGAUCAACUGGAUGUCGAUAUACUUACGGAUAUGCGAAGCAUUGAAACACUAAAGUUUGCAUGGUUGGAGGCACCUUUGCCCGCUGGCUUCCUAGAGCCAAUCAGCGCACACUUAAGGCAAAUACAAAUGCGUGAUAAUCGCCUGCAAACGCCACCAGCGCGCCUAUUUGCACCGUUGCACCACCUCGAGUUGCUCGAUUUGAGCUACAAUGGUUUGAGCGUCAUACCAGCUGAUAGUUUUGAGCAACUCUACAAUCUAACUGAAUUGGAUUUGAGCAACAAUCGAAUUGAACGCCUGCCAGCGGAUGUCUUCCGCUCCCUGCGCGAACUCACGGUGCUAUAUCUGUCAAAUAAUCGCUUGCAGCAACUGGAGCUCGGCACCUUUGCUAAGCUCGGCAGUUUGCAACAUCUCGAAAUCGAAAAUAAUGCGCUUGACCUUGACGCUGCGGUAGCCUGCAACAUCUUCGACGGCCUCACCAAGCUGGAGUAUUUGGAGUUGAGCAACAAUUCGCUUAGCGUUUACUGCUUGCCACAUCAUAUGGGAUCGGUGCGCGUUAAAGUGGCGCAUAACCGUAUAAGCGCGUUGCUGGUGCAUGCUGCUGGUGAAAAUCAGCCGCGUCAGUUGGCCAACUUGAAUCUGCGUAACAAUCGGCUGCGGCAAUUGAGCGAGGAAACGCUGCUGUAUCUGCAUGAUUCUUUAGCGGAUAUAUCGCUGGCGCAUAAUCCCUGGCAAUGCGAUUGCGCAUCGGUGCUUUGGUUUAAUUUUGUUAAGCUGAAUAGCAAGCGUGUGAGCGAUUUAGAAGAGUUGAGCUGCGCUGAUGGCAACGCAGAGGGACAGGUGGCCCGGCUGACAUCGAGUGAUGUGUGUAAACCGGAGUCACAUUUGUAUUACAUAAUCGCGAUUGUUGCACUCGCAACUGUUGCGCUGACGCUGUUGGCUGUGGCAGUUGGGGCAUAUAGGCGAGCGGCGCGACGGAGUGCCGGAAAGCAGAAUAGUUGCGCAGAAAGUGAAUUGAGUUAA